Molecule: messenger RNA, 2051 nt
Organism: Aegilops tauschii subsp. strangulata
Lineage: Eukaryota; Viridiplantae; Streptophyta; Magnoliopsida; Poales; Poaceae
Product: protein trichome birefringence-like 14
Cellular component (GO): Golgi apparatus
Molecular function (GO): O-acetyltransferase activity
Source: RefSeq, a predicted model, not a curated record
CGUGGACUGGUGCUAGUGUCCCAUUUCUUCUCAGAUUCGUUCGACCUCACGCGUCCUCCAUCCCUUCCCUACCUUACCCUCAACGUCUCGCCGCCGACGCCGCCCAGCUCCUCCCGCCGAGGAAUUUCCGCGGCGCCGAUCUGACCGGCCCGGCCCCCUCCGUCGCGGGCGCCUCCCCAUCUCGUGCCUCCCCCGCCGCUCCUCCCCGCCACACGCGAGGAGGGCGGCGCCGCUGCCCCUGCCCCGCCGCUUGCCCCCAUCUUCUCCGCGCGGAUCCGCCUCCGAGGACUGAGGCUUAUAUCUUCAUGGAAACCUUGACAAGUGUUUUGAGUUGUGAUCAUGCCCCCAAUGUGAAGUCAUACCUUCAUCCACUUGAUUAAGAAGGUUUCGACAAUCAUAAGCCGUCCUACUUUUAUAUGGAUUUUUCGUAAACAUCAAUAAAGGAUGAGAUUGAGGAGCAUAAAUGGACUGCGGUGCAAGCAGCUUAAACUCGUCCUUCUUGCUUUCUUCGUGAUGUUUAUUCUCUGGAAAUGGGAGGAAGGAACAUACUACAAUACUGAAGAUAUUCAUCCAGAUUCAUUGGUUGUGUCCCAUCCAGCUAACUCAAAGUUUGUAGAUCAGCAUACAUCCUCAGAUGAAGACUUCCCAAGUGUAGAUUCGUUGCCACAGCCAGUAGUUAAAGUACAAAAACAAGUUACCGGCGCACCACCACCACUGCCCGUUGUCGGUGUUCCUGCUAAUGUGGGAGGUGAACAGGGGGCAUCACCUUCUGAGCCGAAAGAAUGUAAUCAUAGAAAUGGAAGAUGGGUUCCUGACAAGCGCAGACCACUCUACUCUGGUUUUGGCUGUAAACAGUGGCUCUCUGAGAGCUGGUCCUGCAGAUUGACUCAGCGCACUGAUUUUGAUUACGAACAAUUUAGAUGGCAACCUGAAGCUUGUGAUAUGCUAGAGUUUGAGGCCUCUCAGUUCUUGAUGAGAGUGCAGGACAAAACUAUUGCUUAUGUGGGCGAUUCUUUAGGGAGGCAGAUGUUUCAGUCCAUGAUGUGUAUGGCUACUGCUGGAGAAGAGCGGACAGACGUGGAAGAUGUCGGUGCGGAGUAUGGACUUGCCUUGGCACCAGGCGCUAAAAGACCAGAUGGCUGGGCUUACCGGUUCCCGAGCACCAACACGACCAUUCUAUACCAUUGGUCGUCGACGCUAUGUGAUCUGGAGCCUCUGAAUCCAUCAGAUCCAGCCACCAGCUACGCCAUGCACCUCGACCGCCCACCUGCUUUUGUGCGGGACAACCUCCACAGGAUCCACGUUCUGGUCCUCAACACCGGCCACCACUGGAACCGGGGCAAGCUGAGGGCAAACAAGUGGGAGAUGUACGUCGGCGGAUCCCCGAACCACAACAAGAACAUCGCCGCCAUUUGGAAGGCCAAGAACUUCACCAUCCACAGCGUCGUCAAGUGGCUGGACGCGCAGCUCCCCCGCCACCCCCACCUGAAGGCCUUCUACCGAUCCAUAUCGCCCCGGCAUUUCUUCAACGGGGACUGGGACACCGGCGGCCGCUGCGACAGCACGAGCCCUCUGGCCAAGGGCAGCGGCAUCUCCCAGAACCGCUCCGAGGAUGCCGACGCCGAGGGUGCUGUGACGGGAACGAGGGUGAAGCUGCUGGAUGUCACCGCUCUGUCGCGCCUGAGGGACGAAGGGCACAUAUCGCGGUACAGCAUCAAGGCUACACAGGGGAUCCAGGACUGCCUGCACUGGUGCCUCCCUGGCGUGCCGGACACGUGGAACGAGAUCCUCGCAGCCCAGUUGUUAUAGUCUGUAUGUAGUUGGAUGGAAAAUGAGCUAAUUGUUGCUGAUCAACUUAGUCCAAGUUAUGAUAUGUAUACUGUGAUUAUUGCUGGUAUUUACUGCAGAGCUUCUGUGGUGGGGAUGAAGCAUGGGGACAGCUGCAGGAAGCAAGCAGCAAGGGAUUCUUUCUGUAAUGUAACUUGUACCUAGGAAUUGUUGCAACUUGCAACAGGGGAUUUAGCUUGUCAAAAUCAUCUUUUGUCCUAGUA